GGCAAACAAAAGCAGACCAAACGUACCACCACCUUCUUCCAGUUCUGCAACGCUGACUCCGGCAUCCUGCUGUGCACAGACGUGGCAGCUCGAGGGCUGGACAUCCCCGAGGUGGACUGGAUCGUGCAGUACGACCCUCCAGAUGACCCCAAGGAGUACAUCCACAGGGUGGGUCGAACCGCCAGAGGCAUCGAUGGCCGAGGCCACGCCCUCCUCAUCCUGCGGCCAGAAGAACUCGGCUUCCUGCGGUUCCUCAAACAGGCCAAGGUCCCACUGAGUGAGUUUGAAUUUUCCUGGAGUAAAAUCUCCGACAUCCAGUCUCAGCUGGAGAAACUGAUCGAAAAGAAUUACUACCUCCACAAGUCCGCCCAGGAGGCCUACAAGUCCUACGUGAGGGCUUACGAUUCCCACUCGCUCAAACAGAUCUACAACAUCAACACCCUGAACCUCCCCAUGGUGGCGCUCUCAUUUGGAUUCAAAGUUCCUCCAUAUGUUGAUCUCAACGUGCACAGCAGUAAAGGAGCCAAGCUGCAGAAGCGCGGUGGCGGCGGUGGUUUUGGAUAUCAGAAGUCCAAAAACGUGCAGAAAUCGAAAAUUUUCAAACACGUGAACAAAGGAAAGAGCGACCGGAGGCAGUUCUCCCGCUGA
Molecule: messenger RNA, 648 nt
Organism: Neolamprologus brichardi
Lineage: Eukaryota; Metazoa; Chordata; Actinopteri; Cichliformes; Cichlidae
Source: RefSeq, a predicted model, not a curated record